UGUUUUUUCUACUUGAAUUUUCAGUUGGGAGACAGAGGAUGGGAAAUUCACCACGUCACCGUCACCAGAGUUCCCGGCUACGGCUUCGGUAUAGCCGUGUCAGGAGGUCGCGACAAUCCUCAUUUUACUAAUGGCGAUACGGCAAUCGCGAUUUCCGACGUCCUCAAAGCCGGACCGGCGGAAGGAAAAUUACAAGUCAACGACCGUAUCAUCUCAGCCAACGGGGUGUCGUUGGAGGGCGCCGAUUACGGACGUGCCGUGCGAGUCCUGCGAGACUCCGGCUCUACCGUUUUAUUAGUUGUUAAACGAAGGGCUUCCUCGAAUUCGCCCGGUUGCCUCGGCAACACGACCCAGAGUCAUCGACUCACGCUCACACGAAACAAUAAAAAGGACGACUUCGGCAUAGUGCUUGGAUGCCGAUUGUACGUGAAGGAGGUUACGCGAGAAAACACCGGAGUGAAAACCGGGGACGUGCUAACCCGAAUAGGCAGCGUGGCCGCCGACAAUAUGAGCCUGAAGGAAGCGAGAAAGCUGAUGGACCAGUACAAAGACAGGGUCUCGAUCGUGGUGACGCGGGACAGCUCGUGCUGCCACGCGCAGCAGCCAGGUAAAGGGGAUAGCGGCGAAUACUUGAACUCGGGCGCGAGUUACAGUAGUCAGAACUUAUACGUUCCGCCACCCACGAGGCAGCCCUUGGAGGACAAGAGCAACCUCGUGCCCCGCGGUCGUUCACGGGGUCCGCUGAUGGACGUGUCCCUCAGCCAGCUGGAUCUGCCGGCUACGCCCACGGUCGAUCCACCCAGACCGCCUCCGCCCAGACCGGAAGAUUAUUACAGCACGCGUAGGCAACUUUACGAUGAGGAUUCAGUUUCGCCUCGAACAAAGCAGCCCAUGCCGGACCCUCGAUUCAUUACCUUCCAAAAAGAAGGCUCUGUGGGAGUGCGACUAAGCGGCGGCAACGAAACCGGAGUUUUUGUAACCGCGGUUCAAGCGGGAAGCCCCGCGUCGCUUCAGGGUCUUCAGCCCGGCGAUAAAAUUUUGAAGAUCAACGAUAUGGAUAUGAAAGGAGUCACGAGGGAGGAAGCUGUGCUGUUUCUGCUCAGCUUGCAGGAACAGAUCGAUCUCAUCGUGCAACAUCGGCGUCAGGAGUACGACCAGAUAGUCGCGUCCGGCAGAGGCGACUCCUUCCACAUAAAAACUCACUUCCACUACGAGCAACCGCAGAAGGGCGAGAUGAGUUUUCGCAGCGGGGACGUUUUCCACGUGGUUGACACUCUUCACAACGGGGUCGUGGGAUCCUGGCAGGUUUUUCGAAUCGGACGUAAUAACCAGGAGGUUCAGAAGGGCAUUAUACCCAACAAGGCGCGAGCCGAGGAACUCGCAACCGCGCAGUUCAACGCGACGAAGAAGGAGAUGAGUGCAAGCGAGAGCAGAGGUAGCUUCUUCAGGAGAAGAAGAAACAGCCAUAGGCGCUCCAAGUCUUUGGGAAGAGAUCAUUGGGACGACGUGGUGUUUUCUGACAGCGUGAGCAAGUUCCCGGCUUACGAACGCGUGAUCCUGAGACAUCCCGGAUUCGUCAGACCUGUCGUUCUCUUCGGACCCGUCGCCGAUCUCGCUAGAGAGAAACUUCUCAAAGAUUUCCCUGACAAAUUUACCUCUCCACAAAUGGAAAGUCAAUUGGAAGACGGCACGGGAAAGAACACGAAAACGUCCGGCAUCAUUCGUCUGAGCGCCAUCAGGGAGGUGAUGGACCGAGGCAAGCACGCGUUGCUCGACAUCACACCGAACGCCGUGGAUCGAUUGAAUUACGCCCAGUUCUAUCCGAUCGUCAUCUUCCUCAAGGCCGAGACGAAGCAGGUCAUCAAAGAGCUGAGAGCCGGCAUCCCGAAAUCGGCGCACAAAAGCAGCAAAAAGCUCUUGGAGCAGUGCCAGAAGCUCGAUAAAAUCUGGGGUCACGUUUUCAGCGCGGUGAUCACUCUGAAUGCGCCGGAAGCCUGGUACCGGAAGCUCAGAGAGCUCAUCGACCGACAGCAGCAGGGCUCGCUGUGGAUGAGUCAGACCAAGCCGGAAGAAGCCCUGUCGGAUGACUUCCUAUUCCCGAUGACUUCUCGCCUCUCCUACGCUUCCUCCCCGGAGAGCGAUCUGGAACUGAGCCCGGCGCCCGUCAUCCCCGGCACGUUGGGUCCGCCGUCGCGGCUCAAGAGCAGCUCCGAUCCCAGUAUCGCCACUCAGGACGACACCACCGCGCCGCCCCCGUACACGACGAAUUAUCAGCAAUCGUUCGAGCAACAAAAGAGAAGAUCUCAAGGCGGCGUAGGGGACAGCAAGUACGGCUUCUCUCUGUCCGGGCAAAUGAGCAAUCAGUCCGGCUCGCCCGAAUACCUAGGUAGCACCUUCGAGCCCAGAUCGCCCCAUCACAGCCCCCCGGAUCUUCCGCCGCGGGUCGACCGAAACGCGAAACCGGUCAAUCAAACGCCGCGGGGAACGAUAGGACGAUCCGCUCAGGAACGUCUCGGAGUGACCAAGACCGACUCCGUUCUGGACAUCGGGAAUUACAUCAACGCGACCCCACACAAGGCGAACGCGACAUCGUCCCUCGAACGGGCGCAGCCGAAGACGGGAAGUUACGAUAGCAUGUCCUCCUACGAUUCGUACAACAAUACCAACGGGAACGUCAGUUACGGGGCGACCAAUUCGAACACGUCGACGAACCGAUUGGGUCCGAACGUGCCUGACGAUCUCAAGACCACCAACAACGUACCACCGAGAGCGCACGACCCUUACAGAUUCACCAGAUCCACGGCUCAGCCCGUUUCCACGCACGACUCUCAAACGCGAACCGAUUAUGCCAAAUACAACCGAUCCACCGAUUACAAAUCGAUACCGAUGUCGCAAAACAAGCCGGGAGGCACAUACAAGCCGAUUCCACCCCCGAAACCGAAGAAUUACAGACCACCCCAGACUACGGUCGGACAAACAACGGAGAACAACGGGAACGACGGGACCAAUUCGUACCAACACUCCAAGAGCUAUUCCAUCGCCACGUCGCACGUGCACAACGGGGUAGAAAGUAACAGCAGCGUGCAGCGCAACAGCGGCCAGUAUUACUACAACAUUCCGCCACCCGGUCGUCACAACGAGGGCAAUCUCGUGAACUCGCAUCACAAUCUAAGUCAUCACCUCACGUCGCCGACCCACAGCCACAGCCUCAGCCACACGCACUCGCACUCGAGCCCGCCGGUCACCACCACGCACUCCCACAGCAACAGCGCCGGUCAGAUCAGUCUCGGUCUGACGACACACAAUCGAAACGGGACGAAUCACAACGGUUACAUGCACGGCAACAAUCACGCGCCCGCCGGUCCCGUCUAUCCGUCCGCCAAUCCCGGACACAACAGAGAACCCAGCGGCCUGGACCUGGCCGGGAGUCGGGAGCAAAGAGGCAGCGCCUUCGAGCUCUACCGAAAGCCGGUUUCUCAUUACAACAUGAGGUGAAAAAUUCGAGGAUUCUUUAGUGAAAUUUCUUCAAAAAAGAAAAACAAACCUUACGAGGAUCAAAUCUCUCAUUCCCUGCGCGCGUUUUUAAAUAACAUUUACUCUUGAAUGUACAAAAUGAGCUCUUUCAUUAAAAAAAUAAAAAACUCAAAAGAACAAAUUGAAACAUUGUCCGAAUAAAAUUGUUAUUUAUAUAUCUUGUGUACAUACGCUCCUUUGUUAUUUUUUAUCAAUGUCACGAAUGCGGAAACCGUUUCUCUCGACGACUGUAAUUUAUACUGUCUCACAGUUGACGUCUCGCAUCCUGAUGCGAGACUUAUGUUAAAUCAGGGCGAACGAUAUCUAUCGGCGCGCGGAGAGACAUAAUAAAAUCGUGCAAUCUCAUAGACGAUAGAACUAAGUUACGCCUAGAGAAAAUAUAAUAUUGCAAACAGUAUUGUGCCUUGCAAGAAAUUUCUCAUUCCGAUAUAGGAAAUGAGAAUAAUUUACAACCAAGUACUUAGAUGUUUUUUUUUAACGCAAGUUAACUGUAUUACACAAGAACGUGAAAAGUUCACACGGCGGAGCAAAAAUAAAGAAAAACGAUUGCGCAGUUACAUUUGUACGUCGUUUGAUUAAACAUGUGAUUACACAUGUGAUAACUAUAAUGCAUGAAUUACCUGUUAUUUGUUGAGCGUCAUUAUUAGCAAUAAAACCAAAUGGCCUUUCGAGAUCUUGAAUAGAAGAACGUUAUUAAUUAACGUUGUAACUGAUGCAAACGAAUAUAGUCUGCGCCAUUAUAUUUUACUUCAGUAAUCUUGUACCGCGAGUUAAGAAGUAAACAAAUUAUAUUAUUAUUAUUGUUAAUAUAAUAUAUAUAUAUAUAUAUAUAAUUUGGUACAUAUAUAUAAUAUUGUAACCCGAUAUGUGUUGAACUACUUACGAGCGUAAUUAGUAAAAUUCUACAAUCCUCGUCUCGCGCGGAAAUGUAGCAAAAAACUUAUAAGAUCUGACAAAAAGACAUAAACUACGUAUGCGAUGCGUAUAGAUUAGCGUUAUGAAAAAGCAAAAGGCCUUGAAUAGAUAAAUAUUCAAGAAGGCCUCGGAAAAGACCUUUUUUUUUACCGAAUAAAAAUCAUUAACUAUGUUAUAGAAAAAAAAA
This is a messenger RNA of Pseudomyrmex gracilis, 4636 nucleotides long. RefSeq names its product tight junction protein ZO-1 (gene pyd). The annotation marks the transcript as partial. NCBI's taxonomy places the organism in Eukaryota, Metazoa, Arthropoda, Insecta, Hymenoptera, Formicidae. Gene Ontology annotation, molecular function: cell adhesion molecule binding. The transcript has 15 exons. Gene Ontology annotation, biological process: cell-cell junction organization; cell-cell adhesion; protein localization to cell-cell junction. Gene Ontology annotation, cellular component: plasma membrane; bicellular tight junction. The record is from RefSeq and is a predicted model, not a curated record.